This is a messenger RNA of Fusarium graminearum PH-1, 2355 nucleotides long. RefSeq lists its product as uncharacterized. Bases 1 to 2355 code for a protein of 784 amino acids. NCBI's taxonomy places the organism in Eukaryota, Fungi, Ascomycota, Sordariomycetes, Hypocreales, Nectriaceae. Gene Ontology annotation, molecular function: serine-type endopeptidase activity. The transcript is spliced from 8 exons. Gene Ontology annotation, biological process: proteolysis. The record is from RefSeq and is a predicted model, not a curated record.
AUGCCGGAAGAAAUGCUCGAUUCUGGUUCAGAUUCUGAUCCUGAAAAGCCAGUAUUGAGACAAAUUGCAAAAGACCACCAACAAGCCCCCAGCAAAGAACAAGAUCGCGAAUCCCUUCUAAGGGAGCUUGGACAGUUUUCCUUUACUACGUUGGAGGAAUACAAAGCCGCCAAUGCUGAGAGACUCAAGCGAUGUUACAUGGCCGAUGAGCGAGAUCAGAAUAGAAAUAUUCUUCACUGGCUAUCCGUCCAUCUUCCUUCUAAUCCUACCGACGAUGAAAAUACAAGUCUUCAUUGGCUUGUAACCACGGUAGUAGAGUUGGAGCCUAAGAUUGUCACCAUGGUCGCAACGGAUAGUCAAAAGGCCAACUGCUUACAGACUGCGAUUGAGCAUGCGAGAUUUGACUUGAUAGAGUCUCUCUUCAAAACAAGUGAUGACGAGGCUUUGAGAGUAGCUAUAUCACAAGGAAAUCAUUGCAAUGAAACCUGCCUUCACUUGGCUGUCAGGCUUGGACCACCAGGUGUUGGGUUAACUUUACAGCUUCUAGAAAAUGCUCAUCCGAAGGCAAUCCUGAAGCAACGGAAGUACAGAUUUGAAGACGAUAAACCGAAUCAUGGGAAUACUGUAUUGCAUGACUUUGUUCAUAUCAAUGUGUGUUUUGUCAAGGGAUAUAUGAAGACACUCAGGAGAUUUAUUCAACUAUGCCCGGAAGCCUUGAUGGUGUCCAAUGCUGCGAAGGAAUCACCAUUCCAGUUUCACAUCGCCACGAGGAACAAGGUCUAUCCAGAUUGGCAGGGAUUAGAGUUUUCACCACGAACUGAGCGACAUGACAAGAAAAAGGAAGCAGCGGCCAAGGUUGGAAGACUACUACUGGAUGAAGCGUUUUCUCAGUCAACAUGGGAAGAUGCUUGUGGGUGUGUAUAUGGUGAAAAGACUUUUAACCAAGCUACGACGUUUAGGCCCGCGGCUCCCAUCAACAAGCGGAUAGACAGCCCAGCCCAACCCCCAAGACAGACACGUGAUGCGGUUAUUGAAGAAUGUCUUCGAGACUUUGAUGUUCGAUAUCUGCAAUGGACGAAAGACGACCUCUGUAUCGAAGUUCUUCAUAAUGCUGGACUUUCCAAUGUCAAAGAACUUUGGCUUCAAUGGAGCGGAAGGAACUCGGUAUUGUAUAGUUGGUCAUGUAAGGAUACAGGCCUUCCCAAACUGCCCCAGCUUGAGAUGGUCCAUAUUCAUACGCGAGCCGAAAGUAUCGACAGUGUUCAAAUCGACGAAUACCAAUCAGACCUGACGACCAAAGUUACGAAAACGCUGCAAGAGGAAUUGUCUCCUCUGGGAUCCAAACUACAAGCAUCUAUGUCAACAUGGAGUGGUGGCCCAGACUACGUUCAAAUCGCCAAAGUCGGUCCAGGAGAGAAGCCACCAAUGAUCGAAGCCACUAUCGCUGGGUUUAAGGCCAGAGCGAUGUUUGAUCGCCAAGAUACUAAGGGGGUUCGGCAGAUUAAAGUCGAUGAUGAAUCGCAUGAGACCCUGAGUGAGGCUAAUGCUUCUAAAGCUGAUGACCGGCAAGAGCAAAAGUGUGUUGAGAAUCCUAUCGUCAACGAGAAACAAGCUUCUGAUCAUAGUUUUCACAGGGGACAUCGCUGGCUCGAUGCCAUUAAGAGACUCAAGACAGCUAUCAAUAUUUACAAACAGAACAAUCAAAUCACAAUUCGGCCCAUCAGAGUCGCAUUACUCGAUGAUGGUGUGAAUCCCGGCGAAUUGGUUGUCCCUGGGGUCUUGAAGGAUGGUUGGCCACUUCCUAGCACGAGUCGACUUCACAGCUCCAAGCCAUACUACAGCUCGGACCAAGGCCAUGGUACCAAGAUGGCACGACUGUUGUACUUCAUGUGUCCAUUUAUCUCUAUCUAUGUGGCUAAGAUUGACAUGUAUCGGGAGCAUGAUACGAGCGCUGCGAUGUCAGCUGCCAAGGCAAUCAAUUGGGCAGUCAGCAAAAACGUAGACAUCAUCUCCAUGAGCUGGACCGUCAAACAGGUCAGAUACGGUCCAAACUCAAAUCAAACGGCCAUCACAGCACUUGAGCGAGCUAUUCAAGCAGCGGCCAACUCUGAUAUCUUGCUGUUCUGUGCUGUACAAGACUCUGGCCAUUAUGAAAAUGACGAAAUAUCCUUUCCACAGAAAAGCGAUACCAAGAAGCUUAUUAUUGUGGGUUCGGCUAAUGAAAACGGAGACAAGUCUACCUUCGUCAACGAGAACAGCUUCAACUAUCUCUUUCCUGGAGAGAUUGUCAUACCGGAUAUACUCACAGAACAUGACAAAGGGAGUUCGGUAGCUACUGCGGUGGCAGCUGUAUGA